CUGCCAUCACUCAAGAUGGCCGCCCCCAUCAAGAUGACCGGGGUGUGCCGGGGGGAAACGGGUUGCAUGAUGGCCUGAGACAGUAAGGGCUACUGCUCCCUUGCAAACCUCGCCCUGAGGUCUAGGAAUGAAUAGUAGAAAGACUAGGAAGCUCGGUGAGGUCUAGCGUCGGACCAUGUGGCAGUUUCUGGGACAGGAGAGUCGGAUGAUGGGGGCUGGGGCCCGCGGAGGGUAGAGGGAGCAAUAGCAUCCUUUCCCAGGCCAAUCCCAGCCCCUCCUCUGGCCUUUGGACUGAAAUGGGGAACACGUUAGGCCUGGCACCGAUGGGGGCUUUGCCCCGCCGCAGCCCCCGUCGAGAGGAACCUCUGCCCAAUCCUGGGAGCUUCGAUGAGCUGCACCGGCUAUGUAAAGAUGUAUUCCCAGCACAGAUGGAGGGAGUGAAGCUCGUUGUCAACAAGGCUCUGAGCAGCCAUUUCCAGGUGGCUCACACCGUGCACAUGAGUGCUCUGGGCUUGCCAGGCUAUCACCUCCACGCGGCCUAUGCAGGGGACUGGCAGCUUAGCCCCACUGAGGUGUUCCCCACUGUGGUAGGGGAUAUGGACAGCAGUGGCAGCCUCAAUGCCCAGGUCCUGCUCCUCCUGGCAGAGCGGCUCCGAGCCAAGGCUGUCUUCCAGACGCAGCAGGCCAAGUUCCUGACAUGGCAGUUUGAUGGCGAGUAUAGGGGAGAUGACUACACAGCCACUCUGACCCUAGGAAAUCCUGACCUGAUUGGGGAAUCGGUGAUCAUGGUUGCCCACUUCCUGCAGAGCCUCACUCACCGGCUGGUGCUGGGAGGGGAGCUAGUUUAUCACCGGCGGCCAGGCGAGGAGGGCGCCAUCUUGACACUGGCUGGGAAGUACUCUGCUGUACACUGGGUAGCUACAUUGAAUGUCGGAUCAGGUGGGGCCCAUGCGAGUUAUUACCACAGGGCAAAUGAACAGGUUCAAGUUGGAGUGGAGUUUGAGGCGAACACGAGGCUACAAGACACGACCUUUUCCUUCGGUUACCACCUGACUCUGCCCCAGGCCAACAUGGUGUUUAGAGGCUUGGUGGAUAGUAACUGGUGUGUGGGUGCUGUGCUGGAGAAGAAGAUGCCCCCGCUCCCCGUCACCCUAGCCCUCGGAGCCUUUCUCAGUCACUGGCGCAACAGAUUCCACUGUGGCUUCAGCAUCACAGUGGGCUGAGGUUGUCCCCGAGCCAGCCCGCACAGCAGCUGGGACCUCUGAGUCAGGUGCCCAGGGCCAGAGACCAGGCCCCUCUCCAGAACCCACCUUGCUGGGUGACCUAGGUCCCAGGAGCAGUGUGGGUGGUAGGACCAUGCUCUCCUCAGAACUGCAGCUGCCACAGGGGUGGCUGAUGGGGCAGUGGCAUGAGGCUCCCUCUUCUGCCACCAGCCUCAGUGUCAUCACCUUCCCGUGUCUGUGGCUCUGGACUAAGGGAGAAGGAUUAAGGGGUCUGUCUGGCGGAAGUUUCUCCCCUCACUCCCUGUGGAUCAAAGCUCCUAGCCUUCUCCUCUUCAGAGCAGCAAAGUCUGCCUGGGAUUAGCUCCCCAUCCUGUUUGCCAUCCCAGGGUCUCCCAAGGCUGGGAAAGAAGGGCUGAAGGGCUAAAUCUCUGACCUCGCAAAGUGGGGCCCACCCAUUCCCAGAAGGAGCUUCUUUGCCUCUUAGCCCCGAGGCUUCCUCCUUCCCUGUCUUCUGUGCUUCCAGAGAACAACUUUGUCCUCCUGCUAACCCCCGACCCCUCCAGUGACUGCAUGGAGAGGCAGUUUCUCUUUAGUCUUUCAUUGUGAUCACUGGGCUCCCUUCCUACUGGUGCCAAGCGCUGGGCCCAGCCUUUCCCCGUUCUAGUACAGUGAGUUCAGGCGGGCCGGGGCCGGAGGUGAGCGGGGGCCUCAGCUGCAGAUCUCCUGGAGCAGGGGCAUCAUGGCGGACAGUCCCCGGACGUGCUGGAUCUGGUACCCAUAUGCGUUGUUAAUGCUCCGGAGCUCAGCCAACAGGCCCAGCAGCUUCGCGUACAGAAACCUUUGAGGCCACCAGGGGAAGAGGAGGGAAAUAGGGCAGCUGAGAGUCUUGUCUCGAGACCCCAAUCCCCUGACCUGCCCCUCAGUGAAGCUAUGUGUGAAUGCCAGAGAAAAUCAUGCUGUGGUAUGGCAAACUUAUUGACGGUUCUGCAAGUCCCUACAGGGGCCUCUGCCUGACACUGUCUUCUCUCACCGUGCUGUUUUCCUGAGGGGCAAGUGUGAAGAAAGCCCCAUACUUGGCCAGAGCGUCAGCCAUGUGGAAUCUGAGCAUCUGGCCUUCUAGAGCAGAUUCUAGAAGGUGGGUGUGUUCUGUGGUGUAAAGCAUUCCUCUUCUGGCAGCAAGGACAGAAGGGGGAGCAUAACUCAGCGCUUGGAUAGAUCAGGGACUGUUGAGCCACGGACUGACUUUGGUCAUGAAACUGAAUGAUCGUAACUUCAAGGGGAAUGAAAAGUUAAAGGAACUGGCCCAGUGGAGAGGAGGGGAAAGAAAAAGGAAUGAACAAGACUCUCAAACAGCUGCUUUAGACUGGGGAA
Molecule: messenger RNA, 2594 nt
Organism: Manis pentadactyla (Chinese pangolin)
Lineage: Eukaryota; Metazoa; Chordata; Mammalia; Pholidota; Manidae
Gene: TOMM40L
Product: translocase of outer mitochondrial membrane 40 like
Exons: 10
Coding region: 297-1223 (308 amino acids)
Biological process (GO): protein import into mitochondrial matrix
Cellular component (GO): mitochondrial outer membrane; mitochondrial outer membrane translocase complex
Molecular function (GO): transmembrane protein transporter activity
Source: RefSeq, a predicted model, not a curated record